Molecule: messenger RNA, 549 nt
Organism: Syzygium oleosum
Lineage: Eukaryota; Viridiplantae; Streptophyta; Magnoliopsida; Myrtales; Myrtaceae
Product: LOB domain-containing protein 12-like
Exons: 2
Coding region: 40-549 (169 amino acids)
Source: RefSeq, a predicted model, not a curated record
GCCAUAUCUGUUUCUGAAGAACACAGAGAAGAAGAAGAAAUGGGAGGAAACUCGCCUUGCGCAUCUUGCAAGUUGCUGAGACGUCGAUGCGCUAAGGGCUGCAUAUUCGCUCCUUAUUUUCCUCCUGAUGAUCCUCACCGUUUCGCCAUUGUCCACAAGGUCUUUGGUGCGAGCAACAUCAGCAAAAUGUUGCAGGAGCUACCAGUGCAUCAGAGAGCUGACGCGGUGAGCAGCCUUGUGUACGAAGCCAAUGCGAGAGUCCGAGACCCUGUGUAUGGAUGCGUUGGCGCCAUCUCCUACCUCCAAAACCAGGUGGCUCAGCUACAGAUGCAGCUCGCCGUGGCUCAGGCCGAGAUCCUGUGCAUACAAGUCCAGCAAGAGCCCCUGGCCAUGCCGUCCCCGGUCAUACCGAUGGACGGCUCUGGCGACAAGUCGUUCCUCCUCCACAAUAACCUCCCUCAGUACUUUAACUUGGCGUCCAACUCCAGCAAUGUAACUCAUGAGUCUCUCAAGAGAGAGAGCUUCUAUGGACAGGACAUGGUUUCUUAA